Messenger RNA from Drosophila innubila, 2286 nucleotides. RefSeq names its product cilia- and flagella-associated protein 52. The record is from RefSeq and is a predicted model, not a curated record. The coding region runs from base 16 to 2238 and encodes 740 amino acids. Gene Ontology annotation, molecular function: protein binding. NCBI's taxonomy places the organism in Eukaryota, Metazoa, Arthropoda, Insecta, Diptera, Drosophilidae. The transcript is spliced from 5 exons. Gene Ontology annotation, biological process: cilium assembly.
UAUUUAUUUACUAAAAUGUCGAAUGCAACAAAAGAAUGUAAGCAACUGCAGCCGCGAGCAAUUUUCGGCAUCAAUGGCAAGGUGGAAAAUGGCGUACGCCAGCAUCCGAUUACCCAGGCGGCCAUAUUUCCACUGGGCAACAAGAUUGCAAUUGCCGAUUUUCAAAAGAACACACAGGAGUUUAUUGCCGGACACACCAACAGCAUAUCCUGCCUGGAUGUCAGCAAGAGCGGCAAAUAUAUUGCCUCCGGUCAGGUUAAUCACAUGGGAUUUCGCGGCUACGUUAUUGUAUGGGAUUACGAGACACGUAAGGAAAUCGGACGUCACGAUCUGCACAAAGUGAAAGUGCAGGCAAUUUGUUUCACGGCUGAGGAUCGCUUUGUAAUAUCUAUUGGAGGAAAGGAUGAUGGCUCUGUCAUUGUCUUUGAUAUGCAGACAUAUUCUCCUAUUUGUCGUCAACCUGCCUCUAGGGCCAUCUCAGGGAACGCCUUAACAGUGCGUCCGCUGCACAACAAUCCGUUCUUCUUUCUUACCGCCGGCGAUCGCCAUCUUCGUCUGUGGAGCAUUCUACGGGAGCAGAAGAAACUCUAUGUACAGGACGUGCAGCUGGCCUCCAAAUCUCGGCAAUUCUAUUGCGCCCGCAUCGAUAAGAAUGAUGAGUUUGCUUAUCUUGGAAGCGGCACUGGCGACAUUAUCAAGAUCGUGCUCAACUGCUGCGACAGGGACAAUGUGACACGUCAGGGUUCAUCCAGUGGCAUUCUAGGUGCAUUUGGUACUCAUAAUCCACGCAAGCCAACUGGACGAGAUUGCAAUCGCUAUGUGAAUGGAGUGCGUGCUCUUUAUGUGCUGGAGGGAGGUCGUCUAUUAAUUGGAGCCGGCGACGGUGAAGUGCAGUUGGUGGAGGAACGCACCGAUGUACCAUUGAUCAAUUUUCGAGAGUAUCCCGGACCAACCUGGCCAUAUUUGCGCACUGUGAAGACUACUCGGGUGUCUGGACGCAUCUCUUCGUUUGUGCGCUCCACACCAGAGAAGUUCUACAUCUGCACGGACACCAAUGAGAUCUACAUGCUUAAUAUAUCCACCUGGGUGCUGAAACUGCUGCGCACCUGUCAUGCCAAGGCAGUUUACUUCAUCACAUUUCCCAAAAAUUAUGCUGCGGUUUUUGCCACUGCUGGUCACGAGAGUAUUCGCAUUUGGUCCUCAUCCCGCAAGCAGGAACUACUCCGCAUCAUGGUGUACAAUUUCAACUGUGCCGCAGUGCGUUUCUCCCAGGACGGCACCAGCAUUGUCUCGGUGUGGAACGAUGGCAUCAUACGCGCCUUUACUCCCAUGACAGGGCGUCUCAUUUAUGCCAUACCAAAUGCUCACAAUAAGGGAUGCAGUGCCUUGGCCGUCGCAUCCACAGGUCGCUUUAUCGUCACGGGCGGCAUUGAGGGUCAGGUGCGCGUGUGGAAGAUAGAACCAUAUCGUCAGGAUCUGGUUGGCGUACUAAAGGAUCAUUCAGGUCCCAUUACUUCACUCGACAUUAAUUAUCUGGACACUGAGGUAAUCUCUGCUUGCACUGAUGGAUCUUGUGUUAUUUGGGAUAUCAAUCGCAUGACCCGCAAACAGGUUGUUACUGCCAAUACGCAGUUCAUGUCUGUUUUGUAUUUCCCUACCGGAGUACAGAUACUAACCUGCGGAUCGGACGGCAGAAUCAUCUACUGGAUGGUUUAUAAUGGCGCUCUCAUACGUGAACUGACCGCGUCUAAGAAGUCAUCCGUGAACUGUUUGUCCAUGAAUGCUACUGGCGACUAUUUUGUUAGUGUUGGCAGCGAUCUUCAGGUCAAGCUGUGGGAUUAUAAUAGCGGCGAUGUUGUAGGAGUUGGAUCAGAGCACGCUUCGUCUGUAAUUAGUGCUGCAUACAGUCCUUGUGGCAAGACAUUUGUCACUGGCAGCACGGAUGGAUCAUUGAUCAUUUGGGAUGUACCCCAGGAAUACUGGGGACAACCUAAUCCCCCAGAUGGACCCACUUAUACACCAUCGAAGGCAGUUCCUAAGGGUAAAACUAUACAGGCACGUGUGGACUCUGGCACACGUGUGAAGCCACUUCCGGGAGAGAAUAUAAACGGACUACUCAAGGCUACACCAAAGGAUGACAUCUGUUGUGUCGAGUGUCCACCUUGCGCCAAAAAGGAAACCAAGGCGGCAAAUGCAUACGCCGAGUGUAAGAUUGUGCCGGAUGUAAGAAAAUGUUAGAUUCUAUAUGUUCAAAAUUAAUUUAUCCGUUUUAAGAAUUAUACCAAA